This is a messenger RNA of Pseudomyrmex gracilis, 1669 nucleotides long. RefSeq names its product U3 small nucleolar RNA-associated protein 15 homolog. Gene Ontology annotation, cellular component: nucleolus. Gene Ontology annotation, biological process: positive regulation of transcription by RNA polymerase I; rRNA processing. Bases 34 to 1608 code for a protein of 524 amino acids. The transcript has 5 exons. NCBI's taxonomy places the organism in Eukaryota, Metazoa, Arthropoda, Insecta, Hymenoptera, Formicidae. Gene Ontology annotation, molecular function: protein binding. The record is from RefSeq and is a predicted model, not a curated record.
UCUCUUUUGAAAUUGAACGUAGUGUAAAGAACUAUGGCGUCGUUUAAGAAAGUAAACACAAAGGUGUUUGCCAGAGUUGGGCCGGAAUUAUCGGAAGACAACAUAUACUGGAAGCAAUAUACGGCUCCAGUUUUGCUUAAGGAAUUUGGUCCAAUAGAUUACAUUGACUUUUCACCAGUAGAACCACAUUACUUCGCUGUUACUUGCUCGGUAAGAGUGCAAGUAUAUAAUCCGAUCACAAAGCUGGUGACAAAAACGUACAGCAGGUUUAAAGAGGCUGCGUAUGGAAGUUGCUUUCGCAGAGAUGGCAAACUGCUGUGUGCCGGGGGAGAGGAAGCGGUGGUCAGACUCUUCAACAUCAGCUCGAACAGCAUGUUACGGCUUUUUUCCGGUCACAAGGCUGCGGUUCACAGAGUCUUCUUUACAGCCGACGAUCUUCACAUCGCUUCGUUCUCCGAUGACAAAAGCGUCGUAUUGUGGGACAUACCUAGCGAGAAACAAUUGACGAGCUUUAACGAGCACAGUGAUUACAUCAGAGCUGGCGCUGUGAGUCCUGUGUCCACUGACGUGUUGAUAUCCGGUGGAUAUGACAAAAUCGUACACAUGUACGACAGUAGAACGAAUAAAAAGAUACUUAGCGUUAAUCACGAUGCACCGGUGGAAAGUUUGCUCUUCUUGCCCACUGGUGGAAUAUUCUUGUCCGCAGGCGGAACUGACAUCAAAGUCUGGGACGCUCUCGCGGGUGGCAAAUUACUGGCAAAAAUCACUCAACAUCAUAAAACGGUCACAUGUUUGAAAAUCGCAUCCAACGGUCACAGGAUAUUAUCCGGCUCGUUGGACAGACAUGUGAAAAUUUACGACGCCGGGUCUUACAAAACGCUUCACACCUUAGAUUAUUCUAACGCAGUUCUGAGCGUAGGAAUUAGUGCUGGCGACGAGACCAUCGUGGCCGGUAUGGUGGACGGUCUGGUUUCGGUUCGGCGACGUGAGGAAGACGCGAAAGAUGCGAUAAAGCCAAGACGUAAGAAGAUGUCGUACAGACAUGCGGGUGAGAAUCUGCACGUUCGGAGCGUCGACAUGGUCGUGCAGCAGGAGGUAAAGGAGAUAAUGAGCAAACACGACGAGUGUCUGCGAAAAUUCCAGUACAGCAAAGCGUUGGACUGCGUGAUGAUGAAUUACGUGGUAAACAAAACGCCGCAUGUCACUGUCGCACUCACGCAGGAGCUCAUCAGGCGGGAAGGCCUGAGACGAGCCUUGGCCGGUAGAGACGGCAAAUCGCUAGUGAAUAUAAUCAAAUUUCUGAACAAAUACAUUGGCAGCAUACGUUUCGGAAGAGUGUUGGUGCACGUAGCAAAUGUUUUAUUAGAUGUGUACGAGGAUCAUUUGGACGAACUGUCGGAAGAACCGCGGAAAAUGAUGGCGAUAUUGGCGGAAAAAUUACAAGAAGAGGAACAGUUAAUUGUGGCCCUGACGCAGCUGCAGGGCUCGAUGCAGAUGCUACUCUCGAGCGCCGAAACGGUUCCGUCGUCCGCCGUAAAUGAGAAUUAUACCUUAGAACCAUCGAACGCCGCGCAAACUGAUCGUGAUCUGGUUCUAAGUAUAGCAUAAAUAAAAAUACUAUGUUUAUAAGAUAAUAUCUUUUUUGUACAUAAAAUAACAUAAAAUUCUU